Owenia fusiformis is the source of this 2616-nucleotide messenger RNA. The record is from the annotation of a GenBank genome assembly. Lineage: Eukaryota; Metazoa; Annelida; Polychaeta; Sabellida; Oweniidae.
GCCUAACUUCCGGUCAGGAAGCAAGUUUUUAAAUGUGUCAUCUUUUGGGAAAUUUCUUUGUCAAUACAUGCGCAACGGAAUAUUUUGAUACAGAAAUCAACGCCAGUUUGAAUGACCACAUAUAGCCACUAGUUACAUCAAAAUGGAUCCGAUUACGAGGAAAAGACUUAGAGCGAAUUAUGUAGUGUUAGUGCGCAACUUGACUGCUGAUCAUGUUCUCGACAGAUUGUAUCAAGAAGCAGUUGUCACAGAAGAAGACUGUGAAGAUAUCCGAGCGGAAGUUACGAGAGCUCAAGGAGUACGCCAUUUGCUCAGUGUAUUACAACGUAAAUCAAAUCCAAAAACUUUUGAAAUAUUUUGUGAUUCUCUACGUGAAGCAACUUAUGAUUUUCUUGCCGAUCUGCUGAUAAAUAUUGACCCUGAUGAUGUAGCUUCUUCACCGGAAGAAGAAACUGAUACACUGACAGAACUAAAAUCGCAGCUGAAAGAGCAGAAUGUUAUUGUACGUCUAACAAAAUUAGAAAUGGAGAAAGCGAAGCUCCAAAUCGCAGACUUACGAAAGAGCAUGCAAGAUUUGAUGGACAGUAAAGAAAAAAUCAGCCACUAUGAACGACUCAUUGCAGAGCUUGAAAGUGAGAGAGAGAAACAAGAUGAAAAAAUGUCGAAUCUGGUUGAAACAAUAGAGCAAAACCUUGACCACUACAAAGAAAUAAUGGGCAGUAAUGAAGCAUUGAAUGAUCCUGAUAUCAAAUAUAAAGUAAAAUGUGUCGUCAUCGGUGAUGGGGAAUCUGGCAAAACAUCAAUGUGUAUGACAUAUGGUAAAAAACAGUUCCCAAAGCAAGAUUACGUCCCUACUGUGUUUGAUCAUUAUAUCAUGAAUUUUAUCUUCAAAAAACAGAAUGCAGUCCUUGAGGUUUGGGAAACAGCGGGUCAGGAUGAUUACGACCGACUCCGCACACUAACCUACCCAAAUACCGAUGUAGGAAUUAUCUGUUUCUCUGUAACCAAUAGAAAAUCAGCCCAAAAUGUUAUUGAUAAGUGGGUUCCUGAAUUUAAAAAAUAUCUUCCAAAUGUGCCUUAUAUCAUAAUUGGUACAAAAACUGAUCUUAGAAAAAAUGUAGACAAGGUCAAAGAAAUAGAGGAAAGUGGCGGGGAUAUUAUGACUUGGGAAAAUGGUGAAGAAAUUGCAGAUAAGGCUGGAGCGCAACAAUAUCUUGAAUGCUCAUCACAGCUUCUUGAUGGGCUCGAAGAAGUUUUUUACACUGGAUUAAUCAUGGGUCUCAAAUAUAGGAAAGAUCAACGCAAAAAGAACAAGAAUCAAAAACAAUGCUCUAUGUCUUAAAUUUUAUCGCAAUUUGCUGAAUCUUUGUGGUUAGAGUGGUUUUGUAUUAACAGUGUCAUCUGACUAGUCUCAAAAUAUGUAGAUAAAGUAUAUUUGGACAUUUUUUGUAUUAUAUCAUUUUUUGUGAUAUAUGUACAUGUAUACCCUAUGAAUCAACAAGUGUCAACAUUACAUACAUUCAUCUGAAAUUAUAUAAAUUUGAUACUUGAUUAUUUUUAUAAAAGACUGUCACUUCACUUAUCAUGAAAGCCAGACAGUAAUAGAUCUACUUGUAUUGUGAUUUAUACGGAAAUCAUUUAUUUGAAACUUUUAUUGUAUGGCUUGGAAAAUUAAUCAUAAGUAAUGCAGACUUUAAAAGAGGCAGCAAAGGUCAUUAAUGAUAGUAGGGAUAACUUGAUUUUGGAAAAUUUGUCACAUUUUUCAUUCACUGCAUUCCUUCCUGUUUUGUAAAAUAUCCCAAAAACGUUAUUCCUUGAAAAUGUAUCAAUUUUUUAAUUUCUUAAACACUCACAGUCGUUGGUCAGAAUUGUAAGAUGAAAAUUUUACAUGUGUUAAGAGAAACCAUAAAUUGAGAAAAAAUGUCCUUUAUCCUUUACUGCCACUUUAAUUAUGAUCUCCAGUGUUACAGAGAUGCAUUUAGAAUUGUAACCAAAAUUUCAAAAUUGAGGCCUUUGUCUUUAACAUAUCAUAAUGGUGCAUAUGCGGUAUAUAGCUCAACAGCAUUCAUUUUCCCCAAGUGCCAAGCAUUUCUAAUACUUAACCAUGUUCAACAUUGAUUUGAUUGCGUUAUAUGUAAAUGUUAGAUUGUUAUAACCAUUUUCAUAUUUAAAUCUAUAGGGAAGUCCUUUAUGAAGGGAUAUUGUGAUGUUUAUUGUUUUAAGUUAUGAAUCAUCCUAUUAUGGCUAGUUAUCUCAGGGUGUUUCUGAGAACAACUACCCUGGACAAGAAUAAUUACUAUUCCAGGCCUCUUUAGAUUAAAAAUAAAUUUUUGACUCAUAAAACUUAUCAGAGCCUGUCACACUCAGCCACUUUUAAUUACCAUAUUUACAUAUAAAAACAGCUGCAGUGUUUGAUUGGUUGAAUAUAUGAUGAUUCAUCUUAAAUACUCAGAGGGCAACUGGCAAUGGAAACAGGGUAGGUAAUAUAUCCACUAUACUUUAUGGUAAUGGUUAAUUUGUCAUCAUUUAUCUGGCAUUUUGUGGCCCUCUUUCAGGUAUGGAAAUAUACAGGGUGUCCAUAAAGUGUCAUUACAAUUACAAUACAACAUCUGUAUA